Messenger RNA from Lacerta agilis (Sand lizard), 843 nucleotides. RefSeq names its product ferritin light chain, oocyte isoform-like. The record is from RefSeq and is a predicted model, not a curated record. Gene Ontology annotation, cellular component: cytoplasm. The transcript has 4 exons. Gene Ontology annotation, biological process: iron ion transport; intracellular iron ion homeostasis. The coding region runs from base 135 to 668 and encodes 177 amino acids. NCBI's taxonomy places the organism in Eukaryota, Metazoa, Chordata, Lepidosauria, Squamata, Lacertidae. Gene Ontology annotation, molecular function: ferrous iron binding; ferric iron binding.
UCAGAUCGAUCCUUUUCGUGGCCUUCGCUCCUUUGCUCUUGCUUCAACAGUGCUUGAACGGAGCAGGAUCGCGGCCGCCGCACUAUCAUCUUCAUCUUUUAGCCAGCCAGCCAGUCCAGUCACCGAUUUGCACCAUGAGCUCCCAGAUCCGCCAGAACUACGACGCCAAGAGCGAAGCCGGAGUGAACCGCUUGGUCAACCAGUUUCUCCAUGCCAGCUACAACUACCUGUCCCUGGGUUUCUACUUCACCCGGGAUGAUGUGGCCUUAUCCAAGUUCUCAUCCUUCUUCCGGCACCUCUCUGAGGAGAAGCACGAACAAGCAGAGAAGCUCUUGACUUUCCAGAACCGCCGUGGAGGCCGAGUUGUCCUGCAGGAUGUCAAAAAACCAGAACGUGACGAGUGGACCAACGGAGCUGCUGCCAUGGAUGCAGCCCUUAAGCUGGAGAAGAGUGUGAACCAGGCUCUGCUGGACUUGCACCAGAUUGCUACCAGCCACACAGAUCCCCAUCUGUGUGACUUCCUGGAGACUCAUUUCCUGGAUGAGGAGGUGAAACUGAUCAAGAAGCUCGGGGACCACGUGACCAACCUCAAGCGUGUGCGUGCCAGUGAGGAGGGCCUUGGUGAAUACCUCUUUGACCGUCUCACCCUGGGAGAGUCCAGUGACUGAAUCCAGAGAUGCUGGUUCCCUCCCGGCUCCCGCCAGAAGUGUGUGCUGCUUUGUGCAUCUUACCCUGUUCUCUCGAAAGCUGGCUGCUUAACCAGCGAGGCCUCUGUAACCCUGUCCAUCUACAGGGAGGGAAAAGUCUGUAACUGGCAUUAAAUAAACUUGGCAUUAAGCACUA